AUGGCAGUAGAUCCUAGCCACUCGGUACAAAGAUCUCUACAAUACUGUCUCAAGAAUGGUUCAAGAAUCAUUUUGCCCUUAGCUGCAACAUUAAAAUGGGACUUUUCAGAGUUAGCCGUGGUGAAUCCAUAUCUGGCGAAUCCACUGUGGAAUAUGCACGCCGAGCCAUCACAUCCUCCACUCCAAUCUCAACACCCUACGAAAUUGAGCAGCGAACGCCUUGCAGAAGGGCGUACACGUGAAGACCAACCGCUCGAUCUAAGCCGAAAAUCGGGAUUGGAAGCCAUUAUCGAUAUCGAGACCGCCAAUUAUAGCCACAAGCAACGAAAACAAAAUCAACCGCCGCUCGACGCUACUGAAAAGGAGACCACUGGGCAAGAAGAAAUAGUCAGGAACGGGUAUGGCAUAAAACGUAACUACAGUCAAGUUGAUUUGACAGCAGCAGUCAACGAUAUUAGGUGUGGGAGGCUGGGAACGAGGCGAGCCUCAGUGGUUUACGGUAUCCCACGUUCAACUCUCAGAAACAAAAUUUACAAAUUAGAAGCUGCGGAAGAGCAAGCAGGGCAAGCUCCACUCAACAAGAGAAGACGUCCGGGUGGUCAGAGCAACGCCGAGAAAAAGUUGGCAGAACAAGUGGAAAGACAAAAGAAGGCAUCCACUCCGGUUACUGAAUGCUCAUCAAUUUCGCCAAGUAGUGAUGGAACGGAUGGUGAGAAAAAGUACAAUGCGGAUAAUUGUUGGGAUAGCGAAUGGACAACGAACUUGUGGCAGAGCCUUUUCAGUCAAAAUAGUACGAACAUGACUGCAGACAUUAUGGGAACUGGUGGGAAAGAGGAAACCAAAAAGGAGGAAAUGUCUGAAUGGAAGAAGAGCCGACCAAAACGAGGACAGUAUAGGAAAUAUGAUAAAAAUGCUUUGGACGAGGCAGUUCAAAGCGUACGCCGUGGCGAGAUGAGCGUUCAUAGAGCUGGAAGUUAUUAUGGUGUGCCUCAUUCAACCCUCGAGUACAAGGUAAAAGAGAGAAAUUUGCUGCGUAAGAAAAAGGACUCGCCGCCUGUGAAAGAGAUUUCGCUCAUGCAGGAACCUAUGACAUCAUUGAAUAUAUCUGAAGAAUCUCCAAGUCCUGCUAUUGCUGUAUAG
Ostertagia ostertagi is the source of this 1140-nucleotide messenger RNA. Lineage: Eukaryota; Metazoa; Nematoda; Chromadorea; Rhabditida; Trichostrongylidae. The record is from the annotation of a GenBank genome assembly.